AUGGAUCAAGAUCAAUUUCCAAUAGACGCUAAUCCCAUUGAAGGAUUUGAGGAUAGUCUUGAAAGCCAUGUUCCACAUGAUAUUCAGCCAUCUAUUGAAGAAGGAAUGGAACAUUUGGGAGAUUUCGAUCCAGUUCCUGAUGUAGAACCUCUUUUAGAUGAAAAUGUUUUUUCUGAGGAUACACUUGAAAACAUACCUAACUUUGAAGAUAAUGUUCAUGACGAUUUGGCUGAUUUAGGUGCAGUUGAUGUUCAAGAUCUGCCAGACGUAGAUGCACAAGAAUUUCAAGAGCUCCCAGAAGUUGUAGAUGCACCAGAAUUUCAAGAGCUCCCAGAAGUUGUAGAUACAGGUGAUAUUCAAGAUCUCCCAGAAGUAGAUGCUGUUCCAGAAUUCAAUGCUGAAGACAAUGCAGGAUUAGAGGAUUUAGGUGCUGAGGGAGGAAAUCCACCUGAAGAACCAAUUUUACCACCACCUGAUUUAGAUGAAAUGUUUAGUGAAGAAUCCAUAAGAAAACUAAGAGAAGCUAUUGAAAAUUCACCAUGUUAUCAACGUAGAUUGGCUGCUUAUAAACAACAACAAGAAGCACUUGGAAAAUCAAUAGAUAUUGGUCCAUCAUCUUCUAUGAUAUCUCCAUUAUACAAAUUGCAAUUUUUCGGAAGCUACAUGAAGGGAAUGAUUCAUUUAGUUCAAAAUAACUACUUAGUUUUAUUACUUAUUGGAUUACUAAUCAUUAAUGUUGCAUUGUUUUACAGUUACUUCAAAAGUGUCUCAAGUAACAAAAAACAGUCAAAAGAAGAAAAAAUCAAAAAGGAAUUAAAAUCAAAAUCCAAGGAAAAUAACUAG
Plasmodium gonderi is the source of this 843-nucleotide messenger RNA. RefSeq names its product skeleton-binding protein 1. The transcript has a single exon. The coding region runs from base 1 to 843 and encodes 280 amino acids. NCBI's taxonomy places the organism in Eukaryota, Apicomplexa, Aconoidasida, Haemosporida, Plasmodiidae. The record is from RefSeq and is a predicted model, not a curated record.